AGGCGCAGUGACGAUAGGAUGGCGGAGACAGUGCCUUUUGUGGUUCCAACCGAGAGUGACAAAACCUUGCUAGUUUGGGAGCUGAAUUCUGGACCUACGCCCGAGGCUUUGCGUCAUUCUCUGUACACAGUGUUCUCUCAAUUUGGCCUUCUGUAUUCAGUUCGGGUCUUUCCAAAUGCUGCAGUGGCCCGUCCUGGUUUCUAUGCCAUCAUCAAGUUUUAUUCUGCAAGGGAUGCCCACAGAGCCCAAAAGACAUGCGACCAGAAGCAACUUUUCCAGGAAUCUCCAGUGAAGGUUCGUCUUGGCACCAGGCAUAGGGCAGUUCAACAUCAGGCUCUUGCCCUAAACAGCUUCCAAUGCCAAGAACUGGCAAAUUACUACUUUGGUUUCAAUGGAUGGUCAAAAAGGAUCAUUAAGCUUCAGGAGCUUUCUGACGUUGAAGAAAGGGAAAAUGAAGAUACUGUGACACCACUUCAGAAGCAAAGCCUGAAGUUUUUCUGUGCUUUAGAGGUGCUGCUGCCAUUCUAUGAGUGCAGGAGUCUUGGAGUUGGUGUGGCCGAAGAGCCUGUACAUAACCUGGAGGAAGGACCAUUAUCAUUCCUUAUGAAAAGGAAGACAGCUCAGAGGCUUGCUAUUCAGAAAGCUUUGUCAGAUGCAUUCCAGAAACUAUUGAUUGUGGUUUUAGAAACUGGUAAAAUAGCUGUGGAGUAUAGACCCAGUGAAGAGAUCACAGAUGUCAGAAGUGAAGAAGAACUACAUGAUUUAAUUCAAGUCAAUUGUGUUUCUUGGAAGCAGUACUGCCAGGGGGAAGAAGAAUAUCUCUCGGAUUUCAGCUUGGAGGAAGACGAGUUCAGGCUGCCAGAAUUGAACUAG
Molecule: messenger RNA, 873 nt
Organism: Otolemur garnettii (small-eared galago)
Lineage: Eukaryota; Metazoa; Chordata; Mammalia; Primates; Galagidae
Gene: RDM1
Product: RAD52 motif containing 1
Exons: 7
Coding region: 19-873 (284 amino acids)
Cellular component (GO): nucleolus
Molecular function (GO): RNA binding
Source: RefSeq, a predicted model, not a curated record